GGGGCAUACCUGGUGUCACUGUCAAACCCCUCAAAAUAUUUUUCUGUAUUUUUAAAAACAAUAAAGGUUUUCCUGUACCUUUAAAAACAGUGAAUGUGACUCCCCCAGGGGCAUAGGCAGGAUAUGAGGGGAUGACUCCAGCUGAGUUUUCUCUGCCUCCCCUGAGUGAGCGAGUGAGUGAGUGAGUGAGUGUUCCCACUGUUCUCUGCUCCCUCAUUUGGUGGUUUGCACAUAUUUUGAGCACACAAAAGGCUUGUUGACAGCCCCUUGUGAUGGGCUGAAGGAGUGCUCCAAACAGACCAGUUUCCAGGCAUGAUCCCUCAUUUUUACUGCUUGCAAAGCUGUCAUGGCCUGAAGAAACCUGCAGAAGAAAUGGCCUGGUUCCCACUUGGCCAGGCUCCCAAGCGUGACACUAAAGGUCAGUCAUUCCCUCCUGUGGAAUCCCGUUCCUCUUCUGCAUUCUAUUCUCUCCUUUUACCAGUCUACUAAUCUGAGAGAUCAUGUGGGGAGAGGCAAGAGAGGGUGGGGGAGGAGUGUGUGAUGUAACCUCUGCUCUGGCAAAGUUACGAGACAACACCACAGUGCCCACAGCUCACGGUGGGAUUUUGGUGGCUACCGCUGGGACACUUAAAUAAGAGGCAGGAAGAUCCAUGCCCAGGAGGUAUGAAGAUCUACCACAGCUGUGUGGGACCCAAUAGCUGUUGUACUCACCUCACUUGUGGAGAAGAAAGCUGAGCACAGUGUCUGCAGCUCCUUGGUUUGCUGCCUCUACAUGCACCCGGAGUGAGGCGACCAGUGGCUACAUCCCGAGGACACCCCUGAGGAAAGGGAUGCUCAGAGCCAGCUGCACUGCUGAGGUGAGUCUAUCCCUUCUUCCUGGGUUUUCCCCGACUGUUUGGGAGGGAGGGAAAGGAAGUGGAGUGAGCUGGAAUGUGUACGGAUUGUUUGAGGGCAUUUAACGGAAUGAAAUCCCUGCUGGAUUGACUCUGUGCCAGCUGAUAAUCACCGAGUAAUCUCAGUGCUGGCAGAUUCUGCUCGGAUUACAAGGGCAUGUGUCUGUGUGUCAGGAGGUGUAUGAGACCUGCUGGGCAUCUCGGGGGGUGUGUCAGAGAAACCAAAAAGGGGUUUGACUGCAAUGAUUGGCUGCAGGAGAGAAAUUUGGGCAAGUCUGUCACCUGUGUGUACAGGGGCAUAUUACAGUCAAGGGAGGAAGUCAAGGGAGAAAAUGUGCUUUUCUCAAUACGAGCAAGAGAUGAGACUGGGAGGAAGCUGGUCCUGUGUAUUUGCUAAUGGAGAGAACUGGAUCAGAUAACAUGAUCUGUUAAAAGUAACUGUAGUAAAGUGUUUUCUAGGUGAACUUCCAAGUGCCAUUGAAAAUGUCUCCCUGCUAAAGGAAAGAAGGGAAGAGGAGGAGCAUCAUUAUAUAUAACCUGUGAUGGCUUCAACCUGGCAGAAAACUCAGGAAUUCUACAACUGGGUUCUUGAAAGUGGAGAUCCAAGGACAGACCCAUGGCCACUGGUCUACUCUCCACUUCCAGUCACACUUAUCUUAGCCUCCUACCUCCUUGUCGUGGCACUGGGGCCCUUCUUCAUGCGGCAGCAGAGACCCCUGGAGCUCAGGGGCCUGCUGGUGGCCUACAAUCUAGCCAUGAUGGCAUUGUCAUGCUACAUGUUUUACGAGUUUUUGGUAACUUCAGUCUUGGGCAACUACAGCUACCUGUGCCAGCCAGUGGAUUACAGUCGGAGUGAACUAGGAAUGCGGCAGAUGGCAAAAGUGUGUUGGUGGUUCUUCUUCUCCAAAGUCAUCGAGCUGCUGGAUACGGUUUUCUUUAUUCUGCGCAAGAAACAAGAGCAGGUGACUUUCCUUCACGUGUACCAUCAUGGCACUAUGCUGUUCAACUGGUGGUCAGGGGUCAAAUAUGUGCCUGGAGGACAAGCCUUCUUUAUUGGGAUGCUGAACUCCUUUGUCCACAUCUUCAUGUAUGGCUAUUAUGCCCUGGCCAGCCUGGGACCACGGAUGCAUCGUUACCUGUGGUGGAAGCGCUACCUGACCAUCAUGCAGCUGUGCCAGUUUGUGGCCAUUGCUGCUCAUUCUUCCUACAACCUCUUCACAGAAUGCCCGUUCCCAGAUGGCUUCAACACUGCAGUCUUCCUCUACAUCCUCAGCCUCAUGGCUCUCUUCCUACACUUCUACUACCGGACCUACAUUAGGGGGAAGCAGAAGAAGCUCACUUAAAGAAAAUCAAAUAGGACACUGAGCAGAGGCUGAGGAACUUGCAC
Messenger RNA from Lepidothrix coronata (blue-crowned manakin), 2280 nucleotides. Its product is annotated as elongation of very long chain fatty acids protein 4-like. The transcript is spliced from 8 exons. Lineage: Eukaryota; Metazoa; Chordata; Aves; Passeriformes; Pipridae. The record is from RefSeq and is a predicted model, not a curated record. Gene Ontology annotation, biological process: fatty acid elongation, saturated fatty acid; fatty acid elongation, monounsaturated fatty acid; sphingolipid biosynthetic process. The coding region runs from base 1436 to 2236 and encodes 266 amino acids. Gene Ontology annotation, molecular function: fatty acid elongase activity. Gene Ontology annotation, cellular component: endoplasmic reticulum membrane.